Messenger RNA from Pelagomonas calceolata, 1829 nucleotides. Lineage: Eukaryota; Pelagophyceae; Pelagomonadales; Pelagomonadaceae. The record is from the annotation of a GenBank genome assembly.
UGCGGCUAGUGUCUUACAGGACGCUAGCACGCCCGCAAACCAGUUUUGGCAGGCAAAUCGGCUCCACUGUUGCGCAAGACGGUCGCAGCGAGGUUCCUGGACCCAUUUGCUGCAUAUCCGUCCACAUAGGAUCGAUCACUACACACAGUACUGCCCCAGUUGUGAGAUAAGCUCUCCAGACUUCGAGACGCCAUCGACGCGGUAGCCGUCGACGCAGCAGAUAAAAAAUGGCUAGCAUGGUUGCGAAAGACCGCGCCUACACGCGCCACCGGCUGCCGAAGGAGUGGACGCUCGACAACUCGAAACUCGCGUUUACGGUGGACGACGUCCUCGACGCCAAGGAGUGCUCCCAACUAAUACAAAUGGCGGACGCGAGCGGCUGGAAACCGAGCCCCAUGGCGCCGCUGCAGACGGGCUUGCGAGCGCGUUUUGAUGAUGACGCGUGGGCCCUUACUAUCUUCGAGAGGCUCAGGCCGUUCUGCCCGCCGGUCCACAAAAGGAGGCGCUUGGUCGGCGUCACCCCAACCUUCCGCUUUGUCAAGUACCCGGAGGGCGCGAGCGUCGCGCCGCACCCGGACACGUCUGGUGGGGAUAAACAUACGCCUGUGAAGGAGCCGAACGCGAGUCUCUUCACCAUACUGUUGUAUCUGAAUGAGGGCUACGAGGGCUGCGAGACGUGCUUGUUGCCCUCGCCCAAGUCCGCGCCUCCACCAGCAAACCCGCGCGACGACGUUUUCCCGGAGGUCUGUUACAAGCGCGGCAUACCAGUCAAACCCAAAAGAGGCAUGGCUCUGGUGUUUGAGCACGACAUCCUGCACGCGUGUCCUCCUUUGACGAAGGGCGUGAAGCUCGUGAUUCGAGUUGAUUUAUGUUAUGCUAGAGAAGAUAUUGAUGGCAAUAGACUGAAAGACGAGUUCCGCGACUCGACGCUCUCGAAGGGCGCGUUUUCCAAAUUCGCGCGGGGGUUGAAGAAGAAGUCGACUGUCGCUGAUAAAAUCAAAGCACAAUUGGAACAAGAUGCGAUCAAACGGAAGGCGCGCGACCAGCCGCGCUGUUCGAGGGCGCUGGCGCUAGAAGCGUCUCCGGCGUUCGUCGACGGCGUCUGCAUCGUGACGGGCGCCUCCGCCGGUAUUGGGGCGGCUCUGUGCGAGGCGCUUGCUUGCGAGUUGAAAGUACGUGUCGUGGCCGUGGCUAGAAGGGCGGACCGGCUGGAAGCGUUACGGAAACGUAUUGGUGAGCGGAUCAUUUGUGUGGUUGGGGAUGUGACCGACCCAGCUACGAUCACAAAGGCCUUGGAUGCUUGUGCAUCACCCCCUUUUGCUCUGAUCAACAACGCCGGCGUCGCGCGGGACGGCGCGGUCGUCCUGGGGGGCAGCGAAAGCGCAAUAAACGAGACGUUUGCCAUCAACACGGUGGCGCCGGCGGCGUGGUCCACGGCCUACUUCGCCCUGCUCGAAAGGAUGAAGGCGCCGCGGGGCCACGUGCUACACAUUUCCUCACUUUCAGCUCAUAGAAUGCCCGACGCGACGGAUUUGGGGAUCUACGCGGCGUCCAAGGCCGCGGUGCGGGCGCUGGCCGAGGCGACGCGGCGGGAACUGCGCGCGAAGCAGUCUCCUUACAGAGUCUCGUCGAUCUCGCCCGGGCUCGUCGUGUCGGACUUCUAUGCCGCGAAAAAUGGAAAGGCGGCGUCGGACUUAGUGUAUGCGGCGGCCGACGCUUUGGAGGCGCGCGACGUCGUCGACGCGGCUUUGUAUAUCCUCACGGCGCCGCCGCACGUCGAAAUAGCUGACGUGCUGCUGCGGUGCACGAACUCACUAAGGUAACAAUUU